This is a messenger RNA of Polypterus senegalus (gray bichir), 1252 nucleotides long. Its product is annotated as solute carrier organic anion transporter family member 1C1-like. Bases 191 to 1252 code for a protein of 353 amino acids. The transcript has 8 exons. Gene Ontology annotation, biological process: transmembrane transport; sodium-independent organic anion transport. Lineage: Eukaryota; Metazoa; Chordata; Cladistia; Polypteriformes; Polypteridae. Gene Ontology annotation, cellular component: membrane. The record is from RefSeq and is a predicted model, not a curated record.
AACAAUCCAAAAAUCCCUCUUUUGUGUUUGAGCCUGUUGUGGUGAGGGCUAAUGUGAAAAAACUGGAGUCAUAUCACUGAACACUUGCCUCCACUACAUUGUUACAGCAAAUGAGGUUCAAGUCAUCAAAGAACCAUCCCACCACAGAGACAGAUAUAAGCUUGUGUUACUAAGAAGAAACCUAUUCAGAAUGACUGUGGACACAAAACCUGAGCCUCUUUUCCAAAUGGAUAAUCAUGUUAAAAAUUCAAAAGAGGAGGCAACACAAAAAUGCUGCACCUCCAGCUUGAAGAAGUUCCUGAUUGCCUUAUCUUUCACAUACUUCUGUAAGGCACUGUCUGGAAGCUACAUGAAGAGCUCUAUUACACAGAUAGAAAGAAGAUUUGAAAUCCCCAGUUCUGUUAUUGGAGUUAUUGAUGGGAGCUUUGAAAUGGGUAACCUUCUGGUCAUGGCACUCAUUAGCUAUUUUGGUGCAAAAUUUCACAGACCCAAAAUAAUAGGUGCUGGGUGUACAUUGAUGUCAGUGGGAACACUGCUCAUGGCUCUGCCUCAUUUCUUUAUGGGACACUAUCAGUAUGACUCUGCAGUAUCAACGUCCGCCAAUUCCACCAUCAGUGCCCCUUGCCUGAGCCCGCCAAGUGAACUCUCUGACACUGAGGAUCCUUCAUCAUCAGUGCUCAUCCCAGGCUGUAAGAGCCACGGAGGCUCGUCGAUGUGGAUCGCUGUUCUUCUGGGCAAUGUGCUCCGAGGAAUUGGUGAGGCAACGAUAAUACCCUUAGGAGUGUCCUAUAUCGAUGAUUUCACAACACCAGAGAAUUCAGCUUUCUAUAUUGGAAUAUUGCACACCAUUGCCGUAAUAGGGCCUUUGUUUGGUUUUACCCUGGGGUCCUUUUGUGCCAAACUCUACGUAGAUAUCGGUUUCAUCAAUCUGGAGUCUGUUACAAUCUCCAUGAAGGACGCUCGCUGGGUAGGUGCAUGGUGGUUGGGCUUCAUCAUUGCAGGAGGGCUGUCCUUGCUUUCAGCUCUCCCCUUCUGGUUUCUGCCUAAAUCUGUGCCCAAAGAGGAAGUAGAUGGCAAGGGGACAACCACAGAAACAACAGAGCAUCUGAAUUCCCCAGAAGAGCAAAGCAAAGAUCAUGCAUCGGGGCAGCAAGAACCACUUUCAGACAUCAUCAAAGGUGCUCCAUACUCUCUUAUGCAUCAUUUUCCAUCCAACCAAAGCUUAUUUGAGUUCUUGGCAUUUCUGGGGUAA